Cucurbita maxima (winter squash) is the source of this 1235-nucleotide messenger RNA. RefSeq names its product repressor of RNA polymerase III transcription MAF1 homolog. The coding region runs from base 227 to 841 and encodes 204 amino acids. Gene Ontology annotation, cellular component: nucleus. The transcript has 11 exons. Lineage: Eukaryota; Viridiplantae; Streptophyta; Magnoliopsida; Cucurbitales; Cucurbitaceae. The record is from RefSeq and is a predicted model, not a curated record. Gene Ontology annotation, biological process: negative regulation of transcription by RNA polymerase III. Gene Ontology annotation, molecular function: RNA polymerase III core binding.
AAUAUUCGAAUAUAGGGCUCAUAGAACCCAUUUUCGAGAGUUCUGUAACCUGUUCAAUUCCAUCACAAUAAUCAGAUUUUGGAUAUAAACCAGUCGUUUACUCGUCAAAUACAUCUUCGUUCGAGCGCUUUUGAUUGCAAGAUCAACUGCACUAUUGAAGGCGAAUUUGCACCAAACUACCCAGGAGUAAGCACGGAAGUUUCUGUAUCUGCCCGCAAGUUAGCCAAUGAAGUUCCUAGAAUACACCCCGUUUGAUAGGUUGAAUGAUUUCUUGAGCCAUUUGAAUCUUGGAGAACGUACUAUCAAGGGAUGCCUAGAAGCUUAUUCUUGUAAACAUACAGGAAUAGACAAGAAACUAUCUUUAAGCUUGGAGAAUGAGAUUCUUGACUAUCUUGGGAAAUCAUCUGAUGCAGACUCUUCUUCACCAGAUGAAUUUUUAUUGAGCAGAUCAAGCCGAAAAACUCUGAUAUACUUGGUUCUCACCCUCAAUCAUGUGUACCCGGAUUAUGACUUCAGUGCAAUGCAAGCACACCAGUUCUUUACAGAGGAAAGCUGGGACAGUUUCAAACAGAUCUUUGAUGCGUACAUGUUAGAAGCAUCUAAGGAAUGGGUUGAGAAUAAUGAGGGUGGUUCCUUACUUGAUAUGACAUAUAAGGCUCUUGAUGAGGUUGUAAAACUAGCAGAAUGUGAAAUUUACAGUUACAACCCGAAUUCUGAUGCGGAUCCGUCCAUAGAGAGGGGGGCAACAUGGUCCUUCAAUUUCUUCUUUUAUAAUCGAAAGUUAAAGCGUGUCGUUAGCUUCCGCUUCUGGUGUUUAAGCUUUGGUGUGGCAGUAAUUUGAUGGCUGAGGGAUUCCAUUUGGACGGGAGAGCCUACGAGGAAGAUGAAGAUAUCUUUGAUAACAUGGAUAUCUAAGAAGACAUACUCCUGUAAGGUAUCUGUGCAUAAAUGAAGACUUGUGUGCAUGCAUGCAUCGCUAAUUCUCGAGACCUUACUACUGAAUCCAUAUGGUUUCGGUGUUGGCUCAACCCUUUCGCUUGAUCUGUGUUUGUAUGGUGGGAUGACGUUUAUUCUCGUAUAUAGGAAUAAAUUGUACAAUCCGUCCCCGACCCCUAGAUGUAACGUAACGAUAGAGAAUCGACGAGGAUUAUGAGCUGUUGUGAUAUAUUAUGUAUGCAAAUAUAUUGAAGAGACUUAUCUCUGAGGUAAUAUGAUGCAGAAUGUUCAGUUUUUUG